GCGGUGAAUCUUACCUCCGUGUUCAAGCAAGUUGUGCCGACGUCGGGAUUUGCAGUCGGCCAAAGUUCCGCUAUCCCUUCUUAAAAGCCGCAACGCCUAGUUCAACGACAAUGCUUUCAUCGCGAAGCCUUACCAACAAAGGGCAUUGAUCUAUACUUUCUAUAUUCCAACUUAGAGAUGGAGGUGGGCUCUUGUUGCUUAAAGGCCUUCGAGUGGAACGGCACACCUGAAGGCCGAAUCGAUAAGCUCGAAGGUCACGACGUCUACAUCACCGGCCACAAUCCUGGCGUGGCCGUACUGUUCAUUCACGACCUGCUUGGUUGGACCUUUCCCAACGCACGUCUUCUUGCAGACCACUAUGCCCGCGAAGCCAACGCUACAGUUUACUUGCCGGACUUCUUCGAUGGUUGGGUCGUGGAGUUUGAGCCAGUUCUUGCCGGUCGAUUCCAUGAGAUCGAUCUGGAGAGUUUCCACACAGACAACGCUCGUAAUGUUCGAGAGCCCGAGAUCUUCAACUUUGCGAAGGCACUGCGAGGGAGGCAUGACCAUGUUGGAGCGAUAGGGUUCUGCUAUGGAGGCUGGGCUGUGUUUCGUCUUGGCGCGAAGGAGCAUAACCCCCCGUUAGUUGAUUGUAUCUCGGUCGGACAUCCGACCUGGUUGACUAAGAAGGAUAUGGACGAGGUUGCGGUUCCUGUACAGAUGUUGGCUCCAGAGAUUGACCCGGUCUUCACAGCUGAGAUGAAGUCAUAUUGCUUCGAAACAGUGACGAGGAAAGGUGUACCCUUUGAGUAUCAUCACUUCCCCGGAGUUGAGCAUUCUUGCUUCGUUAGGGGUGAUCCAGGAAAGUCCGGAGAGCGAGAGGCUAUGGCACGGGCUAAAUCGGCGGUUGUGAGCUGGCUAAACACGUUUCUCCACUGACUGGAUUAUCUUUGCCAUAGAAGCUGCCUCAUCAUCAGGUCAAAAGUGAGCAUUUUUGGCAUAUGAUUGGUCCCGAUUUACAGGAUUUGACUAAGUCAUUGUGAUGUUCAAACCCCUCGUGGAGCGUUGCCUUCUGCGAUCUUCUGGAAAGUUAGAUUGAGAUAC
Messenger RNA from Colletotrichum navitas, 1083 nucleotides. Its product is annotated as dienelactone hydrolase. The transcript has a single exon. Gene Ontology annotation, molecular function: hydrolase activity. NCBI's taxonomy places the organism in Eukaryota, Fungi, Ascomycota, Sordariomycetes, Glomerellales, Glomerellaceae. The record is from RefSeq and is a predicted model, not a curated record. The coding region runs from base 178 to 918 and encodes 246 amino acids.